AUGGCUGCCACGCCUGAUGGAGACUUCGACUCCGAUAGUCCUCUAGAGUCUCCCUCUCUCGAGUCGCCAUCCCUAUCACCAGCAUCCGAACUCGCCCCCGAUGUUUCUCCAGCCUCCCCCACAUCCCUCGAUCCCGCUCGAACAGGUCCGCGAUCGAUAUCCUCGGGAGGUCUGCCGACAAGUUCAAUGACCCAGUCCUCUACACCGCUAGGAAACAUCAAUGCCGCGAGGAAUCCUCGCGCAAAUGCCCCCACCAUCUCGAGCAGAGGUAGUGGUCUCAAUGUGUCGCAAGACAUCCUCGCCCGAAUCCAAGCAGUCCACCUCGGCCGACAAAACAAUCCUCCCCCCGGCGGUUCAGCAAGACCGCCUCUCAUGUCUCCCGGCGGCGCUGGUGCUCCAAUGAUGGGUAGGCCCAGUCCAGCUUCACCUGGAGGGCCCAUGAUGGCGGGAGGCGUGCCAGCCAACUUCCGAAUGCCCCCAGGUGGAAAACCUGGCAUUCCCACUUUCCAGUCCGCCCCUGCCGUUCCCGGUGCACGUCCAGGAGGUUCAAAGCCAUCCCUCGCAGAAAAGCGUGGCCUCAAACUUCCUGGAGGCUUGCCUGGCGCAAGUCCUGCCGGCCCCGCGCCUAAGAAGAAGCCAGGCUUGACACUGGCACAGUUGAACGGUGACAAUGGCGCUGCGUCAAGUCAGCCUCCGAAGCAGGAGACAAUGAUGGACAAGUACGCCGAGUUCCUCGAUCAGAAGACGGGUAGUCUCCGUUUCAAGGGAAAGGCAGUACUGAACAGUGAGGGCGUGCAGUUUGCCAGUGGCAUCACUUUCAACAUAUCACUAGACGAAGUAGAUACGCUCGACGAACUGGGUAAGGGUAAUUAUGGUACCGUGUAUAAAGUACGACACAGCCGACCCCGAAUGCGCAAACCCGGACAAGGACUCGCUGGCAACAAAGCGUUACCAGGUUCCCCUACUAGGAAAACCGCCGAUGGAGAGAGCCCGACAUCCGCAAAGCCUUUGGGAGGAACCGGAAUCGUCAUGGCCAUGAAGGAGAUCCGACUCGAGCUGGACGAUGCCAAGUUCGCGGCGAUCAUCAUGGAGUUGGACAUCCUCCAUCGCUGCAUAUCCCCCUAUAUCGUUGACUUUUAUGGCGCUUUCUUCCAGGAAGGAGCGGUGUACAUCUGCAUGGAAUUCAUGGACGGUGGUUCGAUAGACAAGCUGUACGGUGACGGCAUUCCCGAGAAUGUCCUGCGCAAGAUCACGUUGGCGACAGUUAUGGGCUUGAAAUCACUCAAGGACGACCACAACAUCAUACACCGAGACGUCAAGCCAACCAACAUCCUCAUGAGUACUCGGGGUCACAUCAAGAUUUGUGAUUUCGGAGUGAGUGGAAAUCUCGUCGCAAGUAUCGCGAAGACGAACAUUGGAUGCCAGAGUUACAUGGCACCCGAGAGAAUCUCAUCAGGCGGAAUGUCUCAACCAGGUGCCAGUGGCGGUACAUACAGCGUUCAGAGUGAUAUCUGGAGCUUAGGACUUACCAUUAUCGAAUGCGCCCUGGGUCGGUACCCAUACCCUCCGGAAACAUACAAUAACAUCUUCAGUCAGCUCAGCGCUAUUGUGGAUGGUGAACCCCCAGAUCUACCGGAAGAUGGGUACUCGGACGCAGCACGAAACUUUGUCCGCGGUUGCUUGAACAAGAUCCCGAACCUACGACCAACAUAUGCCAUGCUCCUCCAGCAUGCAUGGCUCGCUCCUCUGGUGAAACCGAACACUAUUACGGAGGAGGACGAGGAAGAAGCCGAGGCGGGAGGCAAUGCCCAGCCCACAGCAGACGGGGCAGAGCAGGCGAGCGAGCCCGAGCCCGAGCCGCUGAACGCGGAAAAUGCCGCCGUGGUGAUAGAUCAGGAAGUGGCAGACUGGGUCAAGGACGCGGUCGAGAAGCGUAAGAAGGGAAUCCUAGGCAAGGCACCAAAGCCUGCAUUGCACGCAGCACCUCUUGACGCCGUAUCGAGUCCUUCGGGCGCAGGGGUGAAUGGACUAGACCUACCACCCGCUACAGAAACCGCCGCCUAA
Aaosphaeria arxii CBS 175.79 is the source of this 2064-nucleotide messenger RNA. RefSeq names its product kinase-like protein. The coding region runs from base 1 to 2064 and encodes 687 amino acids. Gene Ontology annotation, molecular function: ATP binding; MAP kinase kinase activity. The transcript has 2 exons. Gene Ontology annotation, biological process: MAPK cascade; protein phosphorylation; cellular hyperosmotic response. The record is from RefSeq and is a predicted model, not a curated record. NCBI's taxonomy places the organism in Eukaryota, Fungi, Ascomycota, Dothideomycetes, Pleosporales.